Alnus glutinosa is the source of this 994-nucleotide messenger RNA. Its product is annotated as chlorophyll a-b binding protein of LHCII type 1. The record is from RefSeq and is a predicted model, not a curated record. NCBI's taxonomy places the organism in Eukaryota, Viridiplantae, Streptophyta, Magnoliopsida, Fagales, Betulaceae. Gene Ontology annotation, biological process: response to light stimulus; photosynthesis, light harvesting in photosystem I. Bases 43 to 846 code for a protein of 267 amino acids. The transcript has a single exon. Gene Ontology annotation, cellular component: chloroplast envelope; chloroplast thylakoid membrane; plastoglobule.
CUCUCCCCCUCAUAUUUCUUACAAACUCACUUUUUCAAACCAAUGGCUGCUUCAACAAUGGCCCUCUCCUCUCCUUCUCUUGCCGGCCAAGCUGUCAAGCUCACUCCCUCAUUGUCUAGCCUCCUUGGCGAGGGCCGAGUAACCAUGAGAAAAACCGCCGGCAGGCCCAAGCCUGUCUCAUCCGGAAGCCCUUGGUAUGGGCCAGACCGCGUCAAGUACUUGGGCCCCUUCUCUGGUGAGCCCCCAUCCUACCUCACAGGAGAAUUCCCUGGUGAUUAUGGUUGGGACACUGCAGGGCUAUCCGCCGAUCCGGAGACAUUUGCUAAGAACCGUGAGCUCGAGGUGAUCCAUUCGCGAUGGGCCAUGCUUGGAGCGCUAGGUUGCGUUUUCCCCGAGCUUUUGGCCCGCAAUGGGGUCAAGUUCGGUGAAGCCGUUUGGUUCAAGGCCGGGGCCCAAAUAUUCAGUGAAGGUGGGCUGGACUACUUGGGGAAUCCAAGCUUAAUCCAUGCUCAAAGCAUUUUAGCUAUUUGGGCCACACAAGUGAUCUUAAUGGGUGCGGUUGAGGGCUACCGUGUUGCCGGUGGGCCGCUCGGUGAGGUGGUAGACCCAAUAUACCCAGGAGGAAGCUUUGACCCAUUGGGCCUUGCAGAUGAUCCAGAGGCUUUUGCUGAGCUUAAGGUAAAGGAGCUUAAGAAUGGGCGACUGGCCAUGUUUUCAAUGUUUGGGUUCUUUGUUCAAGCCAUUGUGACUGGGAAGGGACCCUUGGAGAACCUGGCUGACCACUUGGCCGACCCUGUUAACAACAAUGCUUGGGCAUAUGCCACUAACUUUGUCCCUGGGAAGUGAGAGAGAGAGAGAGAGAGAGAGAGAGAGAGAGAGAGAGAGAGAGAGAAGCUCUUGGGACUAAAAUUAGAUUGUUGCUACUUGCUAGUGAUGUAAGCCAAUGGAGAAUAUUUGUGAACUUGGGUUUUAAAAAGAGCACAAUUUUUCUUUC